AUGACGGCAGCAUUUUGGAAUUUUGCUUGGGCCUACUUUGAGGAUAGAACUGAAGCAGCAGUCUAUGGUGUCAAAGACAGGUCUCUCAAAACUGCUAUUGAAAUUUUAGAAUGCGGCAUGGAGACAUUUGAUAAGCCUUUGAAGUUUUUUAUACGAGAAAGAAAUCUUCAAAACAUCACAACUGUAGACACAGACCAAGUAUUCCGCCCCAGAACCACAAACGGCUACAUCGUGGUUGCCAACUCUUUACAAACAUUUUCAUCACGACUAGAACGUCUUUACAAUCGCGAUCGAAACGCAAAAGCCAUCUUCUUAGCCACAAAUUCAUCAGAAUUGGAAGGACAACUAUUUCUAGAAACAUCCUGGCACAUUUACGGAAUGAUGAACAUCAUCUUCUGCAACUUGGAAGAAAAUUUACGUUUAAAAUUGUCAAUUCUUGAUCCAUUUCUGCCAUUACAAGGUUCUACCAUCAGAGGACAAACGUUCACUUUCGAAUUAGCAAAUAAUCAUAAAAUUGUUGAAGACAUUUUGUUAUCUCUAAAAACGCGUUUGUGGGAUGUCCAUAAAUAUCCUUUGAAGAUUUGUAUUUUUAUCAAUCCUGGCACGGCUGCUCCUGAUGUUUAUGUUAAUGGAACUAUUAAGAAAUUUAAAUUGCAAGAUGGUGAAAUUAUAAAUGCAUUGGCUAAAGCCUCGAAUUUUGAUCCUGUUUAUGUUUUUCCAAAGGAUGGGGUUCCUUAUGGACACAAGAAGCCUAAUGGGAGCAUAACUGGUUCUUUGAAAGAUAUAGACAAUGGUGAUGCUGACAUUGCAGCAAAUUUACGCCCCGUAAAAGACUACGGACAAAAAAACUCCGAAUUUUUAUUUCCCCCAGACACAAUGGACUUGGCUUUCAUUGUUCCAAAAAUGGAAGAAGCAUCCACUGUCUCGUUUUUGGAAAUUUACAGCUGGCAAGCAUCAAUACUCUUAGGAAUAUCUUAUUUUGUCUUUGUUGCAAUUUGGAGACUGCUGGAAAAGUUGCAUAAUAGACAGGACGCAACUUCGACUUUGGUUGGUGUAUCCUUAUGGACAUUUGGAAACUACAUUCUGGUGUCACAACCUGGUAAAGAUUUGUUGCACGAACGUUGUUUAUAUUCUGGUUUAAUACUGUUCUCUAUGGUGAACACUUUCACGUACCAAGCUACCAUGGUUGAACACUUGACGACUAGUGUUGUAUCUUUGGACAUUUAUUCCAUGGAAGACUUGGCCAACACAAAUUUAAAAGUAGUUACUGUCACGGGUUUUAAGGAACUGUUAAAAGACAUAGCGUACGCUGAAGACUCUCCUAAAUACUUCAUGGAUUUAUACAGCCGCCAAGAACUCAUCGACGACCAAUCUGAACUACUGAGGCGAGUCGCCGAAGUCAGGGACUCUGCCAUGUUGUACAGUUUGAUGGGUUGCAAAGUUAAUGAACUCAAUGCCAGAGAUCCUAAAACUGGUAAAAAGUUGUUGCAUGUUUUAACAGAUGCUCCUAGGAAUAGGUACAGUGCUCAUAUGAUACCAUCCCACUCGCCUUACAGAGGCAGAUUCAAUUUUGUUCUGAUGAAAAUCAGAGAGAGUGGUCUGAUGCCAAAAUGGAGAGACGAUGUUUAUUAUGAUAUAAAUAGGCAAAAGGAAGUUCGAUAUAGACAUACAAGUUCUACUGAUGGCAAUGUUUAUAAAUUUAAAGACCUUGCGUUUAUUUUUUUGUGCCUGGUUAGUGUGUUGCGGGGUUUGUAUUUGCGUUUUUGGUAUGGAAGUCUUGUGGUAUAA
Molecule: messenger RNA, 1788 nt
Organism: Ctenocephalides felis (cat flea)
Lineage: Eukaryota; Metazoa; Arthropoda; Insecta; Siphonaptera; Pulicidae
Exons: 4
Coding region: 1-1788 (595 amino acids)
Source: RefSeq, a predicted model, not a curated record